Messenger RNA from Drosophila willistoni, 1607 nucleotides. RefSeq names its product RB-associated KRAB zinc finger protein. Gene Ontology annotation, cellular component: nucleus. Lineage: Eukaryota; Metazoa; Arthropoda; Insecta; Diptera; Drosophilidae. Gene Ontology annotation, molecular function: zinc ion binding. Bases 158 to 1351 code for a protein of 397 amino acids. The record is from RefSeq and is a predicted model, not a curated record. The transcript has 2 exons.
GCCGGGUAGGGGGAGGGCGAAGAGUUACGUUUUGUAUUGUUGUAUUUUGGGCAGUGCAAUACUCUUGCGGUAAAUUGUCAUAAUUGAUUUCAAUUUAUGCCGGCUGAGCAGCUCAGCCCCCGCGCCUCUGCCCGCAUGAGAUUGUGCUGCUGCUGCUAUGAAAUCAAAACAGAAACUUCGCGCGCCUCGAGCGGUUGACGUAGCUGCAAAUGCGGUUACGGAUGUCCAAGAAACGUGGAGGAGCAGCAGGAGGAGUAGGAUCAAAAGGAAGCGCAGAAAAAUGUUGUUAUGUCGAGCCUGUUUAGUUUUACUGCAACCGCAGGAUACUUCAUACGAUUUAUUUGCCAUACAGGAUUUGGCCCGCAAAUUCUCAGCCUGCACUGGAGGCAAAUCAAAUCUCAUAGAUAUCGAUGGCAAUCAGUAUGAGGAUGUGGUGCUGCAAUGCAUUUGCGAGUGUUGCUAUCAAUUGGUCCAGAAAUUCCAUGAUUUUCAAUGCAUGUGCGAAGAGUCCUUAAAGAAUUUUCAAAAUCUCCUCAAGGAAGUCAGAGAGGAAGGAGCCAAAAGCAAUGAGUUCGAAGUGGAAAUCGAGAUGGAAAAUUUGCAAAUGAUGGAGGAAAAGGACGACGAGGAGGAGGAUGAGAAAGAGUUGCCAAAGGCCAAAGCUGAAGAACUCAUCGAAGAUAUUGAGGAAGUAUAUAUCGUUGAGGAUGAAACGGCUAAAGAUGGCCUUGGCAAGGAGAGGAUCUCACGCAAAGCGGUCAACACGGCGUCAGCAUCACCACAAAGAAAACGAGGCUUACGUUAUACACUAGAUUGUCAUAUUUGUGGGCGUGGCUUCUAUAAAAGCCUGCUCCUUGAGGCUCACAUAAAACAGCAUAAAGGUGAAAAUCCAUAUACCUGUGUGCAUUGUGGCAAACAUUUUGCCCGCUCCAAUCUGCUGGACAUACAUUUGCGAGAUGUCCAUCAAAAUCCCAAUGAGCGUAUCACAUAUCCAUGCCCGAAAUGCAACAAAGUCUACAGUGCCGAACGUAGUUUGAUCUAUCAUUUUCGCAGGCAGCACGAGCCCAAAGCAAGGGAGGAAAUAUCCCCGAAUCAUAUAUGCGAUAAGUGUGGCAAGUCAUAUGGACGCAAAAGUCAUUUGACACGCCAUCAAUGGGUACACAGGAAACUGGAAGAGCGUCGAUAUUGUUGCAUUAAUUGCGAUCAGCGUUUUUAUACCAAAGAGAAUAUGAAGGAUCACAUGUUGAGACAUCAUAGCAAGAGAAAUCUUCCCAGAUGCAAGAAGUGCGGACGUCUGGCAGGAUCACGUCUCGAUCUUUUGGCCCACAUGAAGAGGCAUAAAGUUCAAUAGCUUCAUUACGCUCACGCUUAUAUCGUGUACUCCACAUACAUUCCUAGUAUAGCUUCUAUUUAAAUCAAAUAGUUAACGAUUUUAUCUCUUGUUAUACAAUUAGUUUAAAAAAAAUUUGAGCUUCCAAAAAUUUAAGAAAAAAAAACAGUUUAAUGAUUCCUUUUCGAUUAAAAAUCGAUGUAUAUAUGUAUACCCUUUCCCCAUUAGUUUUAAGAGAUCGUCGAGAUCAGAUCAAUAAUUCGUUUUUAUUAAUAUA